Molecule: messenger RNA, 5046 nt
Organism: Rhipicephalus microplus (southern cattle tick)
Lineage: Eukaryota; Metazoa; Arthropoda; Arachnida; Ixodida; Ixodidae
Product: nose resistant to fluoxetine protein 6
Source: RefSeq, a predicted model, not a curated record
CGGCACGAUGCGCACCAACGCCACAGUAGCUCAGCGCCGCGCGCCUCAUUCCAGCCUCCUCCGGGCGCCCGAAUUGCUCCGAGUCGUCCAGAUGCCAUCGAUGCUCCUACUACUCUUGGCGGCCACGUUCAUGGCCCGCAGCGUGGCUGCAGAACCUUCCAUCGGCGAUGUCAUCGGUCAGAUCAGAGAAAGAGCCGCCGCCACCACGGAGGACGGUAGCACGACGACACCCACACCGCCCAACAAGACGAGGAACGAGCGGAUACUGGAGCAGUGGUCCAAGUUCGAACUCAACCUACAGGACCUGGUGGAUAGCGUGAUCAGGAAGGUGCUACCGACAGUGAUACGGCGCAGCUCCGAGCUGGAGGUGUCUCCCGACUGCCGCGACGCCCUGCUCAAGGUGGUCUUCGGUAUACGACAGCUCAAGCGAUGGGCCUUCCAAUUCCUGGAUGCGGCGGGAAAGCCUGCGGGCGGAAUCCUGACGGGCACGCUGACGGCCUUCGGCUCGUACGACCAAUGCGUCGCCAUCGAGGCCCGAGACUCACCGGCGGAGGAGCCCCGGUUCACGGGCCGCUACUGCACCGUCGAGCUGAGGCCGCCCAUACCAAAGCGGCCGCGCUACUACACGCUUCACGACCAAGUGCAGCUCUUCAACAACACCACCAGAACCAAGGUGACAGGCGAGAUAGCGGAGAAGAUGCACUUCUUCUACUUCCUCGUGUACCGCUACGGAGUGUGUGUGCCAUCCACCUGCCAACGGGAGGACGUCGAGACCAUCGCCGCCAGCCUCGUCAAGUCUGCAGAGUUUGAAGUCAAGGUUGCCAACUGCGAAGUGAAGGAGGACAACGCUAAGCUGAACGGGGACCAGACAGCCAUCGUGACGCUGGUGUGCAUCCUGACGGCCAUAGCUCUAGCCUCGACUGCAGUUGACUUGGUCAAGAGGGCCAUGCGGAAGCCCGAAAAGAAAGAGGCAGAAGCCGAAUCUCUGCUGUCUCGCUUCACGACGUCCUUCUCCAUGGUGCGUAGCCUGCGCAGCGUCUUCCGGCCCGAGACAAGCCUUGGCCCGCUGAGCGCCCUGCACGGACUUCGCUCCCUAACACUGCUCUGGUUCAUGUUGGGCCACAUCUUCCUUUUCGUCAAUUACCAGUUCUUCCGAAAUCUGAUGAUCGCCGUGGGCUUUGCCAAGGACUUCUCCUUUCAGAUGGUCAUCAACUCGACCCUGGCCACGGACACAUUAAUCUUUCUCAAUGGCUUCCUCUUCGGCUACCAUGGCCUUGUGGACCACGAGUCGACCGGCAGACGGCGGCAGCCCAUCUUUAGCGUGCUCCAUAAAGCAUUCAGGGCUGUGGUGGCGAUGCUUCUGGCAACCAUGGUCGCCAUUCUUCUUCCCGUCAUCGGAUCCGGUCCCAUGUGGAAAGAGACCAUGGAGAGUGUGGCUCAGAACUGUCACGACAACUGGUGGCUGAACGUCCUUUUCGUCAACAACAUCUUCGUAGCGCCCCACGAAAGGUGUCUGGAGAUCACCUGGUACUUUGCAGUGCUCAUCCAGUUGUGCCUCGUCGGCAGCGUCGUGAUAUUCGUCCUGCAAAGGCGCUUCUUUCUGGGUGUGGUACUGAACGCCUCUCUGGUGGCCGUGGGCAUUAUCUCUAUGGGCGUGCUGACAGCCACCUACAAGCUGCCACCAACCGUUCUCUUCGCGCAGGCUGACAUCAACUCGCGGCUCAUGAUGGAAGACAUCAUGUACCAAAAACCCUGGGCUCACUUAGGCCCCUUCUGCAUCGGCAUCGGUCUCGCCUGCAUCGUCACGCGAAAACCCGUUGUCACGCUCAACCCGAUCCUGCGAACAUUGGGCUGGGUCUGCUCUUUUCUCUGCGCCGUGGCGGUGGUGUUUGGUGCCUACCGAUGGAACUGCGGUGAUGGCGUGGAUACCGCACAGGCCGCACUCUACGCAGCUGUGCAUCGCUCUGUGUGGGCCUUUGCCGUGGCAUGGGUCGCAUUCGCUUGCGUCACUGGAAAAGCAUGGUUGGUGGGUGACUUCCUGUCUUGGCCGGCGUUCGGGCCCCUGAGCCGCAUGGCGCCGCUGGUGUUCUUGCUGCACCCGCUCGUGCAGAACAUCUUCACAGCCUACGUCCGAGAAAGGGUCCAGGCCGACCAGCUCAUGGCCCUGUUCCUGUUCUGCGGCCUUUUCGUGCUCGGCUACCUGGGAGCUGUGAUCUGCAGCGUGCUGGCCGAUGCACCACUGCACUCCCUCGAGCAGCUGAUGUGCGAGCGCCUGGGCUUGAACGGCGCCGGCCGCGAGGGAUGCCCACGCCGCUUCCUCGAGGUGGCCAAGCCCGUGCUCAAGGCACUGCCACUGCCCAGUUGCACCAAGAUCACCAUACUGGGCGAGAAGGCUCAACCGCCAGCAGCAGCUAGCACCGACGCGAACCGCCUGCCGCCCGAGUGUCGCCUCUAGAAAGCAAAGGACUCUGCACAGAACGAAGCACGGGAGGCGGCAAUGCCCGCCACACUCGUGCCUCUGCGCUUUCCAAGAGAUCUACGCGUUCGUCCGCUGGGCUAUCGAAGGUGACCGCGGGCGCACCGCGAACAGAGGCGGGCCCCUGCUCAGGGCAGUAACGCUUUGUCCCCUUCACCCCCCCCUUUUUUUGUUUUAGACUUCGCUCUCACGAGGGGCUGGAGGAGGCUUUAAAGUUCGCUCAUUUCAUUCGCUCCCGCGUCACCAGUCAUUCUUUCCAUAGCCGGCACGGCACGCUUUCAUAACGCCCUUGAUUGGUCAGGUUCGACGAUCGCUGUCUACGGGCCUUCUUUUCAUUUGUUGUUCCAUAAGCAGCGAGCUGGCUCACAUCGCAGGUAGCUAUAGUAGCGCAUAGUUCUGCAUUGUGCACUCGGUUACUACGAGGUCAUUUAUGUAUCCGCAUCGUGGGUUCAGGAUCACUUCUGUGACGGUGUGGAACGCUGUUUGAGCAGAUUGCUUGAAGCACGCUAAAGAAGCGCAAAUGACUCAUUUGCAAUGGCCCAUGCGCAACGUAGCUUUUGGAUGCCUCUUCACCGUGAAUAUUUAGCGCGCGCCUUAAGUAGCCACUGCGAAGCAUAAUUUGGCAACAGUUGUUUCGCUGAUGGAUGCACCAACAUUCACAAAUCUUAUAGCACCAUUGCCAGUAGUAAUUGCCGGUGGGACUAAAUGACCCCGACGAAACGUCUCUAGUGGCCAUACUAUCAAGAGUGUGCACUGUUUUCCAAAACUCUAAUUUGACCAGGUCAGAUAAACAACAUUGACCGAAGAAUUUCUUGGCGAAAGCCCCUGCUGGCGUAUUGCGCAUAUACUAUAUUGCCUUGUUAAGCCUUCUGCCAUGUAUACAAUAGGCGAAUGAUGCCUGCAAAGCGCUGUAGAACAAAAGAGACAACAGUGAAAAAGCAUGUGUUUCAAGCAACACUACCAAACAUCGAAGUUGAUUGUUGGGUUUAUAACGCGAAUAAAGUUUCUCGUGUCGAUAAAGUUGCUUACAGAACAAAGUAUUUCAAAUCUUCAAUAUUUAUCAGCAUUUCGAGUCAGUGGGACAUGCGUGCAGUUUAAAAUAAAGAAAAUAGGUAGGUUGAAGUCGCAAGUGAAUUGAAUUUAAUGAGAUUUACAUUUCUCCACAUACAUUCGUAGGUCUGUGUGUUGCUCCUCGUAUGAUGGCAGUUAACCUUUCUCGCACCGGGCUUAUAGAAGUAAGGUACUCGCAGUCGUGAGAAGGUUGAAUCUUCUUGUACCUUAGAGAACCAUGGUUAACUGCAGAUUAUAUAUGAAAUUCCUACCAAAUAGUCGCAACGACGUCACCACUUCCUUUGCAACUCGUCUCGAGCUAUUGAUGACAGUACAAUCACAUUUUUCACGCAGUUGGUAUGGGAUAAGAGUACAGUUAUAAACGCUGUGAAGAGAAAGGUUUUUACUUCGCUGCACAUCACUUUUUCUAUGAGCACUAUGCCAAGAGUACAAUACAUUCCAGACAAUUCCGUGGAUGGUGUAGUACCUUUAACUUCUGCUAAUUCCAAGAUAAUUAUAGGUUCAGGUCGCUGAUUGAACACUGGCCACGUCUACCGGAACACUGCUUUCUGUUUUGAACAAAUCCAAAUCUUUCCCUAAAGCCCACUUGGGGGUAUUCAUAACAAAGAUAUUUUUAUGACUCCGCUUCGAGCGUCGAGAAUGGGGUCCCAGCUUCGUGUAUCUUAGGCGCUGCCGGCUUAUAUGACAUGAGUACUACAUAGUGUCUUCGUCGAUGAUCUGAGAGCGAGGAUCCCGAUAAUAAAACCGUGUCAAAUUGGGCCCCGUUGGGCGCCGUCUAAUCUGUAUUCGCACGCACACAAGAGCUUAACGAAUCCGAUUACGGUUCGUUCCUAAUGUUCCAAUUCUGUUUGUGCGCGCUUCCCCCGGUGAUCGCAAAGGGUGAAGUGAAACAGUCGGUUCUGAGUCAAACGGUGAUUACUAAGAGAAUGUUGGUUAAGUUUUUGAGUGUUUACACGUAAGAAAUGUAUUUUUAUUGUUCUUUUUCACCAUAAGCCGGACGGCGUGGUGAAAGACAGUUGUUACAUUGUUGGAGCCAUAUAGUUUAUGUUUUGUUGACGCGAAUCUUAGUUUAUGCAAACCGCACAGGCCAAAGUUCGUGCGUAACCAGCGUGCCACCAUACCUUGCGGGGGAAAAAAGAGACAUUACGGCGACGAAGACGCAUACAAAAAGAAUCAUUACAAUGGUGCCAUCAGCAGCUAGCGAGUUCGAGGCAGGUAUUUGCUACCAAGUGUCCGCGAACGUGGCAGUUGUGGCGAGCGUUUCCUGCACCUGCUGUCUCAUAACUCCUUUGUUACCGUUUUAUCAUCUCUUUGGUCUUUUUUUAUCAAACCCGAGAGCUUUCGCUCAGGUCAACUCGUUCCAAAGCGCGAUACACCUUGUAAAUAAAGACACGCGUCACCUGGAAUGGGUCAUGCUCUAUGUCUAUUUUCAUUCCCCUUCAAGACUGUACAUAUCGACAAUGUAACCAAAUUAUCAAAUAAAGACUGAAUACCCUGUU